AUGGAAGAAGCGCAAGAUAGAAACCUCGAUUGGCAAUCGGCCGGAUAUAAAUAUCGUCAGCAAAGCAGCACUUUAUCGACCGGUGUCUUCGAAUGUAAUCGUUUAUGUAAAUGCGACAAACGAUGCCCGAAUCGUCUUGUGCAGCUACCUGCGUUCGUACAUCUACAGGUUUUCAAAACUGCAGACAAGGGCUGGGGAGUGCGAGCGUUGCACGACAUUCCAAAGGGGUGUUUUAUAUCUGUUUAUGCCGGUGAAGUUCUGACCGAUCAUCGAGCAGAUCAAAUGGGACCAAUCUAUGGCGACGAAUAUUUUGCCGAAUUAGACUUGCUUAAAAAUUUCGAGCAGUAUAAGGAAGGCUACGAGUCGGAAGUUGCGGAAUCUGCGGAAAGCGAUUCCUCUGAUUCGAUCAUUGUUGUAUCGGAGUUCAUCAGAACCUAUCCGGACAGUGCUCCAAGGUCGAAGCGUCCUCACCGCUCACCAUCUUUAUGCAACGGCGAUACUGAAGGAUCAGACUUGACAUCGCUGCCUCCUCGUUGGUCGUUCAUGAAAUAUUUUGGUUCGAGUUCAUCGUAUACGAUAAACGGUAAAAAGGUAGGCAACGUUGGACGAUUCUUCAAUCACUCGUGCUCGCCGAAUAUGUUUGUGCAAAACGUGUUCAUCGACACCCACGACCUCAGGCUGCCUUGGAUAGCAUUUUUUGCCUCCAAAAGAAUUCGAGCCGGCGAGGAGAUGUGCUGGGACUACCGAUACACGCCGAACUCCGUACCGGGCAAGGUGAUCUACUGUAAUUGUAACUCGUCGAGGUGUCGCGGAAGGCUUCUGUAG
Molecule: messenger RNA, 825 nt
Organism: Soboliphyme baturini
Lineage: Eukaryota; Metazoa; Nematoda; Enoplea; Dioctophymatida; Soboliphymatidae
Source: the annotation of a GenBank genome assembly